Corythoichthys intestinalis (scribbled pipefish) is the source of this 2042-nucleotide messenger RNA. It is a transcript of the gene hoxd3a, whose product is annotated as homeobox D3a. Gene Ontology annotation, molecular function: RNA polymerase II cis-regulatory region sequence-specific DNA binding; DNA-binding transcription factor activity, RNA polymerase II-specific. Lineage: Eukaryota; Metazoa; Chordata; Actinopteri; Syngnathiformes; Syngnathidae. The transcript is spliced from 4 exons. Bases 675 to 1910 code for a protein of 411 amino acids. The record is from RefSeq and is a predicted model, not a curated record. Gene Ontology annotation, biological process: regulation of transcription by RNA polymerase II; anterior/posterior pattern specification; embryonic skeletal system morphogenesis. Gene Ontology annotation, cellular component: nucleus.
UGUUGUGCAGGAACUAAAAGGCUGUCUUUUUUUUUUGUCCAAAUGGAUUGCUGAGGUGGAGGAAGAACAAUCACGUGAACAAAUAUGCUCGCAUCUCGCAGGGCAGUGCCUUUAUUUGUCAUCAUAAAGCUCCCCCCUCCUCCCCAAACCAAAUAUUCCACUGUUUAGCUCCCAAAUCUACACGGGGGCCUUACACUUGAAUUCCUGCUAUUUCAUUUGCUGAUUGAUUGCCAGCAAGGUUUUUUUUCCCUCUCCUCCUCGCUGUGCAGAAAUAAGGAUACCCAAUGUUGGCUUUUUAUUGGUAGCUGAGUCCUUGCACUCUUUCGGGAAUACUGUCUCCGCUGGUGUAUGGAAAUGUCUGCAAAAGAGCAAGAUCAGGUUUAGGACAGCAUUGUCUGCAACACAAAAGGCGGGUUGAGGGAUUUAUUCGAGAAGGAGUCGAAGAGCGAGAGAGCGAGCGAGCUUUUUUUUUUUGAAUGAUGAAUUGACACCCAAGCAGGUCGAGCUUGGACCGGGGAUGAAGGUUUAAAGGACAUCAUACACACUUGCACAGAUUUCGGUGACAGACUGAAGCCAACGUGGGGGAGGCCUAUCACGUGAAAAUAAACUACAAGCCAGCCCAUGCCAUUGGAAGGACUUUCCUUGCUUCAUUUUCUUUGAGUGAGAAAAACAAAAUGCAGAAAGCAACAUACUACGACAACUCUGGACUCUUCGGAGGCUACGGUUACACCAAGGCUGACUCGUACAACUACGCGCACCAGUCAUACCCCGCGGCCAAUAUUGACGCAGACUACCAGGGCUCCGUUUGCCCCAUCCAGACCCCCGCUGUCCGGCCGCUGACCCUCAAAGAGGGCGAUUUAAAUGGGGACUGUAUGCAGCGGCAAAGCAGCAAUGGCAGCGGCAGUCAAAGCAACAACAACACAAACAGCAACAGCAGCAGUAGCAGCAGUAGCAGCAGCCAAGCGUCGAGUGUCGGGGAGCAGCAGCAGGCCGGAGCCCCGCUGCCACCAUCGCCCGGCUCCAAUGGCUCUGCGCCCCAGAAAAAGAAGCCUCCAUCAGGGAGCAGCAACGCGUCGCCAGCCCUGACCAAGCAGAUCUUUCCGUGGAUGAAGGAGACCAGGCAGAACGCCAAACAGAAGCAGAAUAACAACUGCCCCGCUGCAGGCGAGGUGAGCGACGAAAAAAGCCCGACCGGGCCGGCGUCCAAGCGCGUCCGAACGGCGUACACCAGCGCGCAGCUGGUAGAGCUGGAGAAGGAGUUCCACUUCAACCGCUACCUCUGCCGCCCACGCAGAGUGGAGAUGGCCAACCUGCUGAACCUGACCGAGCGCCAGAUCAAGAUCUGGUUCCAGAACAGGAGAAUGAAGUACAAAAAGGACCAAAAGUCCAAGGGGAUCGCGCACUCCCCCCUGGGGCACUCCCCGGACCGAAGCCCGCCGCUUUCGGGCCCCAAUCACAUGGGCUACUCUGGCCAGCUGGGGAACUCGCUGGCCUACGACGCGCCGUCGCCGCCGCCCUUCGCCAAGCCCCAGCAGAACAUGUACGGCCUGGCCGCCUACACGGCGCCGCUGGGCGGCUGCAUCCCCCAGCAGAAGCGCUACCAGAACGCCGAGUACGAGCACCACGGCAUACAGAGCAAUGGCGCCACAUUCGCCAGCGCCAAUUUGCAGGGCAGCCCCGUAUACGUGGGGGGGAACUUUGUGGAUUCCAUGCCGGCGUCGGGUCCAGUCUUCAACCUGGGCCACCUUCCCCACCCGUCGUCCACCAGCGUGGACUACAGCUGCGCCGCCCAGAUCCCCGGCAACCACCACCACGGACCCUGUGACCCCCACCCCACCUACACGGACCUCACCUCGCACCAAGCCACUCAGGGAAGGAUUCAGGAAGCGCCUAAACUCACGCACUUGUAAUACAAGUGUGCGCGUGCGUGAGUGCGUGUGCCAUGCAGUAUUACGUCGCGCCCUUUUUAUUACCUCACUCCUUUUUCUUCUAAUAACUCCGAGCGAGUCUGUGCAUUAUCAUCACAGUAUUGAUAUGACUAU